Messenger RNA from Rotaria sp. Silwood2, 2460 nucleotides. Lineage: Eukaryota; Metazoa; Rotifera; Eurotatoria; Philodinida; Philodinidae. The record is from the annotation of a GenBank genome assembly.
AUGAGAAAAUUCAAACGAGUUAUUCAUAAACAAUUUGGUGGUAUGGGAAAUUUUUUUGCAAUGAUUGUUCUAGUCUCAAUUACUGUGAUUUUUAUAAAUACAUAUGUUCUUUCAAAACGAAAUCUAUCCGAUAACGUAUCAGAUAAAAAAUUCCGUACAGGUGAACAAGUAUAUAAUCAAAACCAAACAGACGAACAUCCUACUUUACAGCCAGAAAACAGACAAACAAAACGAUUAUCAGUUCCAGAUGUUGGCUGUGAAAUUGAUCAAACAUGUUCAUAUGAUUCUAUUCCAUAUAAAGUUACAUCAGGAGCUGGAACUGAGAAAUAUCCAAUUAUAUGUUUUAAUAAUAAGUUAUUGGUUCAUAAAAAUUUAAAAGAUUCAAAAAUUAGUCGUGGAUCUAAUAUAGUAGUAAUUGAUAGUAAAACCUAUGAUGUUAAAUCAGUAGAAACGUUUGAUACAUAUCUAGAAGGUAAAGUUAAUGCAUAUAUUUAUGAUAAAAGAAAAUUAAAUGAUGGUGAUAUUCUGAUUUUAGCUAGUUUUGAUGAAAUGACAUAUGGAUUGAGAGAUGCAUCAUUAUCAUUGCUAGAAAACUAUGGUAGUCAAUUAAUAAAAAAGGUUAAAUAUCGAGAUUCAUUUGUUAUGAUUGGUCAAAAAGGAUUAGCACGUGGAAAAGCUAUUGAAAUGCAUCAAUCAAAAGGUAAACGUGACUUUGGUUCAGUUGCACAGAUUAGUGGUUGUGCUAAAUUUCCUUUGGGUCGAAUAACUCCAUUGUUAUUUCCAACUAUGGAAGUUAAUAGAGAAGGAAAAAUUGCUAUUGGUAAAACUGUCAAUAACUGUGGUUUAAUCGAUACAUGUACAGAAAAUGAGUUUCCUGUACAUGUUUAUACAGGAAAAGAUAAUAAUGAUGAACCAAAAAUAUGUGUUGAUGGUAAAUAUGUUAUUUCAAAAGGUAUUAAUGAUGCUGGUCGUGGUUUAAAUAUUGUUGUUGUUUCAAAUGGGAAAGAAGUUAUUCGAACAGGACAUUUUGAUACAUGGAAAGAUGAUAGUACAAAUUUAGAAAUUUUCCUUGAAAAUCUUGAAGAUGAUGUUAUUAUUAUUGCCGUUACAUUUGAUGAAGCAUCAUCGAAGCUUAGUCAGCACAGUAAAACUCUUUUUUUUGAUCUUGGAAGUGCAACCAUACAAAAUUUGAAAUAUCGUGAUGUUUGGGUACUUGUGGGACAAAAGGGCAUUAAAGGUUUUAGCCCUUAUGAAGAGUUAUCAUUAACUGUGAAUCUUAAAUUUUUAGUAAAAGGUGUUCCAAUUCGACCUGAUCCAUUACCUUACCAAAAUAAUAAGCGAAGAGAUUUUUGUUCACGUUAUGAUGGUUAUGGAGAUUUUUGUAGUGAUACAAAUAUUGACAAAAAUUUAUUCACAAUUCCAUUAAUAAAUAAAACAUUAGAAGACAAUCCAAUUUAUUCAACACCAAUUUUAAUUAUUGCUGGUAUUUCACAUAAUUCUCUUCGAAUGUGUUUGGAAACUUUAUUGAUGCAACCAGGAAUUAAUAUUGAAAAUGUUAUUGUAGCUGUUGAUGAAAAAUUUUCUGAACCACUUGCAUUAGUUGAUUUAUUUGGAUUUCGUGGUGAAAAAACAUCGAAUAGUUCGGCAUACAUGGGACAUUAUGAAAAAGCCUUAAAAAGAAUUUGGGAAAUUUAUUCGAAUAAAGAUAAAAUAAUUGUUAUUGAAGAAGAUCUUAUUUUAUCACCAGAUUUUCUUUAUACACUUGCAUUGUUAAGUGAAACAUUUCGAAAAGAUGAAACAAUUGAUGCAAUUCAAAUGUGGAAUCCAAAUUCUUAUGAUAGUAUUAAUGGUUCAAUCGAAUUAAUUUAUCGUGUUGAUCAAUUUUAUGGUUUAGGUUAUUUAUUAAGACGUUCAUUUUAUGAGAAAUAUAUAAAAAAUUCAUUCAAAGAUUGUUGUUCCAAACGAGUUUGGGAGAAAUGGACAUUUUCUGAUACAUCAUCAUUUUUAAUGCCUGAUGUUUCAAGAGUAUUUCGACGACCUAUAGAUGGAAAUCGAGUUAAUAAUAUAUAUCUUGAAACACUUUUUAAUCAAAAACGAAAAACAUCUUUAAAUCCAUUUCCACCAUUAUCAAAUAUUGAUAUACUUCGAAAAGACAAAUAUGAUGCACAAUUAACCAAAUCAGCAAAUUCUGCAACAUUAAUCAAAUCAUUGAAAAAAUGUGAGACAAUCGAUAAUAACGUGUACAAUUUAAUAGAAAAUCAAAAUACAUCUGAUACAUUUAUAUAUGUUUAUCAUCAAGGAUCAUUAAAUGAUGUAACAUCUCUUCUACCAAUUUUAUCUUGUUUUAAACUUUUUCCACAUGAACCACUGGGUCUUUAUCAUGGUAUACUUCGUUUCAGUUCAAAUAAAUAUCAUUUUUAUCUUGUUGGAUCAAAAUCACCUCUUUAUAUAAAUGUUUAA